This is a messenger RNA of Cokeromyces recurvatus, 1049 nucleotides long. RefSeq names its product mitochondrial carrier domain-containing protein. The transcript is spliced from 3 exons. The record is from RefSeq and is a predicted model, not a curated record. The coding region runs from base 62 to 1021 and encodes 319 amino acids. Lineage: Eukaryota; Fungi; Mucoromycota; Mucoromycetes; Mucorales; Mucoraceae.
AAAAAAAAAAAAAAAAAAAAAAACCUUCUUUAUUGUCUUUCUCUUUUAUUUAUACAUUUAUAUGGAAGAAAGGAAGCAGCAGCAGCAGCAGCAAGAUAUCAUUCCUUUUGAAGAGUAUAAGCUCCCUCCUUUAGGUCAUGCUAUCUCGGGUGCUGUUGGAUCUACAAUUGCUAAUUUAUUCAUAUAUCCUUUAGAUAUAGCAACAAUUCGACUACAAUUAAAAAAAGAGGGUGAAAAGAAAAAAACGGGUAUAUUAGAUACAAUUAGAAACAUAUACAAAAAGGAAGAUGGACUGCAUGGCCUUUAUGCUGGAUUAGGCUCAGAUACAUUAGCUACCGUUUUGUCUAGCUUUAUUUAUUUCUAUUGUUAUACUGCUUUAAGAAAUGUACAAGAGGUGAUGAAUAAAAGUAUAGGUAAGCCCUAUGCUCGUCUAAAUACUGCUCAAGAAUUAUUUUUGGGAGCAGAGGCUGCCUUGAUUUCGAGAUUGUUUACGACACCUGUAUCAAAUAUAACAACUAGACUUCAAGUAAGUCCAAAAAAUGGAUUCAAAGAGACUGCAUUUGAUAUUUUUAAGGAAAAGGGGCUCACUGGCUUUUGGACUGGUUAUCGUGCUUCUAUAAUAUUGGUUACAAAUCCUUCUAUUACUUAUUUUAUGUUCGAGAAAAUAAAGGCGACCUUUUUACGUACACAGAAAAAGACACAUUUAACUGGAUUUCAAGUGUUUUUAUUUUCUGCAUUAGCAAAAAGCAUUGCUACUAUGGUGACUUAUCCUUUUAUAUUUACUCGCGCUAAAAUGGUAGGUGAUAAUGGUGAUAAAAAAGGUAUAUUGGAAACGAUAAAAUAUGCUGUUCAGAAGGAUGGUAUAUCAGGACUCUAUAAAGGAAUGCAAGCACAAAUCAUGAAAGGAUUCUUUAGUCAAGGUAUUAUGUAUAUGAUUAAGGACUAUGUUGCCACUUAUUUAGCUCUUGUAUUUUACCAUUCGUUUAAAUUAAAAAUGAAAGCUACUGCUGCUUCCAAAUAAAUAAUAAAGCUCAACCCUUUUUUUUAAA